Messenger RNA from Chaetomium strumarium, 716 nucleotides. RefSeq lists its product as uncharacterized. Lineage: Eukaryota; Fungi; Ascomycota; Sordariomycetes; Sordariales; Chaetomiaceae. The coding region runs from base 94 to 498 and encodes 134 amino acids. The record is from RefSeq and is a predicted model, not a curated record. The transcript has a single exon.
GAAAAGGGGCCGCUCGCCGCUUGUUCAUUUUUCCACUUAUUGUUCAAAGGGCAUCUUGAGAUAUUAUACCAUUCGGAAGACAAAAAAGAUUGCAUGCAUCAUCUGGCUCGUUCACUUUGCACUGGAUCAUUUAGCGUCAUGGCAUCCCUUGCGUUGAAUUCGACUAUUUAUUUAUUUUUUUCCCUACUCUUUUUCUGGGCCGCCUCAUCGACCUCCAACUUCUGGAACCAUCUGGCGCCGCCGCUGCAAACAUGGCUGCAGCCCCCAGACUCAAGACGGCGGACCCGAGGGUUGUUUACCGACUACCCUCCACUUUGUGCCAGCCAUGUUUUUCACAAGUCACAAAAGAAACAAGGAGAAACCUACAAAAAAAAAAAAAGAGGUGCGACAAAGGGAUCCUUCUCGGCGUGGAGCAAGCGAACAAAACUCGCCUCAGUAACACACCGGCACACUGGGAUUCUUUUUCAUCUUUUGGCACCCAACCCAGCAGGGACUUGAUUAGAGGAGGAUGGGAGGAAAAUGGCUUGACAUUCGGAAUGAAUGGAGGAAAGCAACAAGAUUAACAAAGUUGUUCAUUUUGUCGGAUACCCCCAGAUGUGUCCAAGGACAAGGGAGGAACAAAUCGGAUGGGAGAUCACCAACACACCCCCUCCCCCCACAGCUGCGUUUUUGCCACGGGCAGCCUACUCGUUUUGCGGCCAUUUGCGAUAUUGUCU